Molecule: messenger RNA, 6963 nt
Organism: Etheostoma spectabile (orangethroat darter)
Lineage: Eukaryota; Metazoa; Chordata; Actinopteri; Perciformes; Percidae
Gene: muc5e
Product: mucin-5B
Exons: 44
Coding region: 38-6790 (2250 amino acids)
Cellular component (GO): extracellular matrix
Molecular function (GO): protein binding
Source: RefSeq, a predicted model, not a curated record
UUCCUGGUACAGGGUGGGGGGUUAAGAGUGUGUGCAUAUGGAGACUGUGUAUAUAAGCCAUUUGGUGGACUGUUGUGCAGUUCCUCCUGGUUUCACAGAGAGAGCAUCAGGCAGCAUGACCUCACAGCGAUGGAUGCUGGCAUUCUGCUUUUCACUGGCCUCAGUUUUACGCCCAGGGAAAUUGGUCACAACAACAGAAACUCAGAAAUACACUUGCAGGACAUUCGGCAGCGGGGUUGUCCAGCCUUUCAACGGUUCAAGUUUCUACGUUCGCUCCAACUGCCCGUUCACCCUAACCCGUUUCACCCACAACCGGGUGGAAUGUGACAUCACCACACGGCGUGGUGACAACGGGCUGCUGGUCCAUGUUGAGGUCAUGAUCAACAAAGUCAGGACUGUUCUGCAGAAUGGGAGCAUCCUGGUGGAGAAGAAAAGUGUUUCCCUGCCAUACGACCACACCUACCAGCAUAUCUUUCACUAUGGCAUCUACACUAAACUGAAGAGCUCGCUGCUCCCACUGUCUGUCACCUGGCACAAUGUGCCUGGAGGAAUAGACUCUUUGCGGGUGGAGCUAGAGCAGAAGCUGAGCACCGACAUGACUGGACUGUGUGGAAAACACAACAUCGCAGGCAACAAGAAGCAGUUGGUUAUGGACAGCGUACUUGCCGAGGACACAUGUCAAACCCGAGAUCCUGUGUCCGUUGUAAAUCCAGUAUGCAGGACGUUCGUUUCCAACGCCUUGGAAUGUCUGCGAGGCAUGGCGCCUCAAUAUAUCCAACUCUGUCAAGAGAACAUUUACGGCUUUGAAAUGAGCAAAUAUAUCGGCUGCGCUUUCUUCGAUGAAGUUGUCGAACAGUGUGGAAACAACAGCUAUGUCUGGAAGAUAUGGAGAACUUUAACCAAAUGUGCGCAACCAAGUUGUUCAGGAGACCUGGUUUACGUAGAACAGGGUGCGGCAUUUGUUCCCAGCUGCUCAAAUCCAAACCCUGGAUUCUCCAACCAAGAACUCACUAGAUCCUGUGUCUGCCCAAAGGACAAGUUGCUUAAUGAUCACGCAGAUGGCUUCCACUGUGUGAGCGUGUCCAGCUGCCCCUGUGUCUUUGCUGGUAGAAGAUACUCACCCAGAGACACGCGCAGAUCUAAGUGUCAGUCAUGUUUGUGUGACAGUGGGGAAUGGAAAUGCUCUGAAAACAACUGCCCCACCAGAUGUCUCAUUGAAGGGCAGUUUGUGACAACAUUUGAUGGCAAACAAUAUGCCCUCCCCAGUAAAUGUACAUAUGUGGCUUCACAGGGUCUCAACUGGACGAUAACAAUCAAGUUUUCUGAUGAGGCACCGUCUCUGAAAACAGUCACUCUUCUGCUUUCUCAGGACAUGUACAUGUUUUCACAUAACAUGGUUAAAUUUGGAGAGGAGGAGAUCACUGAACUUCAUCAGUCUGAGCACGCUCUGGUUUUCUGGCAGUCCUCCAUGUAUGUCCAGGUCCACACAUCCUUUGGUAUGAAGAUCCAAGUCCAGGUGUUUCCUGAAAUCCAGCUGUACAUCACCCCACCCAGAAACCACACAGAGGGGGUCUCAGGUCUUUGUGGAAACCACAACAGUGACACCACAGAUGACUUCACCACCAGCAGUGGGAUCAUCGAGAACUCCGCUCAACAUUUUGCUCUGUCCUGGAGUCUGGGUGCUUGUGCGGGGAACAUACCCCCCACCUGCAUCAACACAGGCAAUGAAAUAUUUGCUGAUGAAAAGUGCUCUGUGUUGAACAACCGAACUGGAGUGUUUGCUCCAUGCCACGGUUAUAUCCCAACUGAUCAGUACCACACGGCUUGCCUCCAAAGAACAUGUAACUGCGGUAGCAGUCUGCAGCAGUGCCUGUGUGUUGCCCUGGGCAGCUAUGCCAAAGCCUGUGCCAAUAUGGGUGUUGUAAUUGGUGACUGGAGGACAGCCACCAACUGCAAUCUGAAAUGUCAGAAGAACCAAGAAUUCUCCUACAACAUGCAAGCCUGCAACCACACAUGCCGUUCCCUGUCUGGCCCUGACCCUCGCUGUGGGCUGGAAGACGCUCCUGUGGAGGGCUGUGGCUGUCCGGAGGGGACUCACCUGAACCAAGGACACAUCUGUUCCCCAAAGGCAGAGUGCGUUUGUCACUACUACCGCGGUACAACACCCCCAGGCUCUGUUGUUAUUGACAGUCGGCAGUGUGUCUGUGAGAAUGGAGAACUGAAAUGUUCUCAAGAUUGUGGGUGCAAAAAUGGGAAGGUUUGUGUUCAUUGCUCCGAGAAUCCUGUUAACCCAGCUCAGAAAACCUGUGACAGUCUCAGCAAACCAAUGGGUGCCAAAAUUACCUGUGAGAGUGGCUGUUACUGCCCAAAUGACCAGUACGAAGAUCACCGUGGAAACUGUGCUUCUCUGCACAACUGCACCUGUGUGUACAGUGGCAAAGUAUUCAACGCAGGACAGCAUGUCAAAACCAACUGUAAAACAUGUACCUGUGGUCAGGGUCAGUGGGACUGCAAAGACGAGCCGUGCCAUGGGAAGUGUCAAGUUUACGGGAACGGACACUACCAGACCUUUGACUCCAAAUGGUACCGCUUUGAUGGACAAUGUCAAUACACGCUUGCAGAGGAUGACUGUGGAAAUAGAAACGGCACCUUCUCUGUCAGAGCGGAGAGUGUCCCCUGCUGUGAUGAGGCGCUUACCUGCUCUCGCUCUAUCGUCCUCGACUUUAAGGGCGAGGUCACCCUGACACUGAGUGACAUGAAGGUGACCAGACGCCAUCAUAAAGGCUGGACUCUGCAGGACCAUUCACUUUACUCCACACACACUGUGGGACUCUACAUCAUAAUCUCAGUGCCAAGCAGAGGGAUAACUCUCAUCUGGGACAAACACACCCGGAUCACCAUAGAGCUGCAUGAAUACUGGAGGAACAGAGUGUGUGGCCUCUGUGGGAAUUUUGACUUCAACGAGAUGAAUGACCUACAGAUAAGUGGCUCAGCAGUGGUGUCCAGUCCCCUGGCAUUUGGCAACAGCUGGAAAGCCGCCACACCCCCUUGCUCUGAUGUGACCACUGAGAUAUUUCCAUGUGAACGCAACUCUUACUGCUUAGCCUGGGCCCAGCGGCGCUGUAUGAUCAUUACAGGAGACAUAUUCAAUGCUUGCCACUCAAAGGUGGAGCCAGAACCCUACUACCAAGCCUGUGUUCAGGAGUCCUGCUCCUGUGAGUUUGAAGGGAAGUUCUUGGGCUUCUGCACAGCUGUGGCAGCCUACGCAGAGGCCUGCAGUGACCAGGACGUGUGUGUAAAAUGGAGGACACCUGAUUUGUGCCCGGUCUACUGUGACUUCUACAACGAGCAAGGCCAGUGUAGCUGGCACUAUGAAGCUUGUGGUGAGAUGCUAACCUGCGGCAAAGACAACUACAUCAAACACAAGCUGGAAGGUUGCUACCCCAGAUGUUCAUGGGAAGUGCCAUACUAUGAUGAAAAUACUAGUGAAUGCACUAAAUUGAGCAACUGCACCUGUUAUUUUAAUGACACUGUCAUUCAGCCUGGGGCAGCGGUGAUGAUACAGUCUAUGAAGUGCCGCUGUGAAAAUGGAACAAUAAACUGUCCACCUCCACCCACCCCUACACCUACCACCACUUUUACGUCUACCACUCCUACCACAACUGCUUCAACGACCACUAAAACGACCAUGUUUUCCACCACCUCUACACCAAUGACGGCCAUUACCAAUGUCUCAACUACUACUGAAAAAUGGUCAACUAGGCUUUCCACCUUCUAUGUACCAGCAACUACAACUACCAUUAAAACAACCAUAUUUUCCACCACCUCUUCACCUACAACUACAGCUGAAACACGGUCGACAACGCCCCCUGCCCCUUCUACACCAAUGACAAUGAUCACCAAUGUCUCAACUACUCCUGAAAAAUGGUCAACUGGGCUUUCCACUUUCUCUGUACCUACAACUGCUUCAACUACCACUGAAACAACCAUGUUUUCCACCACCUCUACACCAACACCUGCAGCUGAAACGCCCCCCACCCCCUCUACACCAAUGACAACCAUUACCAAUGUCUCAACUUCUACUGAAAAAUGGUCAACUGGGCUUUCCACCUCUUAUGUGCCAGCAACUACAACUGCUUCAACUACCACUGAAACAACCAUGUUUUCCACCACCUCUACACCAACAACUACAGCUGAAACACGGUUGACAACGCCUCCCACCACCCCUACACCAAUGACAAUGGUCACCAAUGUCUCAACUUCUACUGAAAUAUGGUCAACUUGGCUUUCCAUCUCCUCUGUACCAGCAAGUACAACUGCUUCACCUACCACUGAAACAACCAUGUUUUCCACAACCUCUACACCAACAACUACAGCUGAAACACGGUUGACAACGCCUCCCACCACCUCUACACCAAUGACAAUGGUCACCAAUGUCUCAACUACUACUGAAAAAUUGUCAACUGGGCUUUCCACCACUUCUACACCAACACCAACAACUACCUCAACUACCACUGUAGCCCCAGUAACCCCUACAGAAGUGACAAACCCAACAGGAACCAUCACUAGCUCGAGCACCACACCAUCUACAACUAGAAUUAACACUACUACUUCAGUGACAACUGCUGCCUCAACAGAUUCACAGCCCACAGAGACAGUUAUACCAACAGAUACCAGCAUAUUUCAACCAACAACAAAACAGCCAACAGAAACGACACUUCAAUUAUCAACCACCUCUGAAACCACUGCUACAUCUGCUGAAACCUCAGGUCAGACUGAAGUAACUAUAACAGUGAACUCUCCCACUACCUUCCCAGAAACAACAAAGUCUCAUUCAGUGACAUCUACAUAUCCCAUGGGUCCACCAACAACCUAUAUCACUGAGAUGUCAACAACGGAAGAAUUUACAAAUGGGACUACCACCACUGAACGGACAACCUCUGAAAAAGCUGGCACAAUCAUGACAGAAUAUACAAUGCAAACUUCCACUCCACCAGUGUGUAAGUGUAAAGACCUGAAGAGGAGAGAAGAGUGGAAUUGUGGUGAGACGUGGACAGAGGACUGUUUUCAUAAAAACUGUACAGAUGGGAAGAUAGAGUUGACUUCGGUUGUUUGUCCAGAGUCUACAAUUCCAAACUGCCCCAGAGACCAGGUCACAAGAAUCUCAGAUGGAUGCUGUGAAACAUGGAAGUGUGACUGUCGCUGUGAGCUAUAUGGAGAUCCCCACUACAUCUCUUUCCAAGGUGUAACCUUUGAUUUCCUGGACGAUUGCACCUACAUCCUGGUGGAGGAGCAGUCCCCACAUCAUAAUCUGACCAUUGCUGUGGACAACUUCUACUGUGUGCAGGGACUCCAAGGCUCCUGUGCUAAAGGCAUCAUCCUGAAAUAUCAGAACACCAUAGCUGCACUCAGUAUCCUUCCUGAUAUGUUUGAAGUGCAGGCCACUCUGAACAACGUAACCAUUGAGCCCCCAUAUGAGGAACAUGGGUUGAGGUUUGAGACCACAGGGUACAUAGUGUCAAUCUACAUCCCAGAGGUCCGCUCUUAUGUCUCCCUCAGUCCCGGGUAUACCCUGGUGGUCAGUCUGGCUAUGGAACACUUCUUCAACAACACCCAGGGACAAUGUGGUGUAUGUGGUGGUGGAUCAUGUAUCCGUAAAGGAGGGCAGAUCGAGGAUGAUAGUUGCUGUGAUAAGACGGCCUAUGACUGGGUGUCCGCUGACCCGCUGAAGCCAGCCUGUGCUUCUGCACCAAGGGACAGACCUUGUCAUGGAACAACUAUCAUACCCACUCCAACCCCUUGCCCUGCUAGCCCACUAUGCGAGCUGCUAGACCACCCUUGUUGCAUCUUGUUUGAUUCAUGCAGAAAUGGUCCUUGCUCUUCACUAGAACAAGCUGCUGAUGAAUGCAAGAAGGCUGGUUUCUGUAUUGACUGGAGAGAACUGACUGAUGGAAGCUGUAAUGUGACAUGUCCAAAAGGAUUGGUUUACAGAGAAUGUCAUAACAAGCUGGAUGACUUUUGCGAUGGAGGGAGACAAUAUCCAGGAGCCUCGCUUGAGAAAACCAAGGCAGGCUGUUUUUGUCCCAGCGGACACUUCAGGGCAGGAAAUCACUCACACGUCUGUGUGUCUGACUGUGCCUAUUGUAAAGGACCACUCGGUGAGCCCAUGCUACCUGGUGAGGUAUGGCAGUCCGGCUGUCAAAUGUGUACAUGCAACAACCAGACUCGUACAGAGAAGUGUGUUCCAAAACGUCCUGAGCCAGCUCCCCUGUGUGGCCCUAAUGCUGUACUGGUAAACACCUCUUGCUGUGGUGAUGAGAUUUGUGUUGAGAAGACAUGCAGUUAUAAUGGACAAACAUACAAGGUUGGAGACAGAUGGACGGACGCAGCCCAUCCCUGCAUGUCAUAUAAUUGCAGCAAAGAGGGUAUUCAGACUGAGACUAGAGUCUGUCCCACAGUAGAGUGUCAGGAGGAGGACAGAAUUUGGGAUGAUCAACACUGCUGCUUUACAUGUAACCAUAGGUGUGCUCCAAAGGUGACCAGUAUCACUGUCACCGUAAACAACUGUACCAGCGUCAUGCAAAUACCUGUGUGUCAGGGCCAAUGUGUGUCUCAGCCCAGUGUUGUGUUACACGGUGAGCUGCAGGUGGAGCAGAAGUGCACAUGCUGUCAGGAGUUGAGCUCAGAGAAGAUACCAGUGACUCUGCAGUGCUUUGACAGCACGAUCAAACACUACACCUACAAGCAUAUCACCAGCUGUGAGUGCCGAGCCUGCAGCAUACUGAACUGAAAAGUCCUGACAGCUCAGACUGGUGUUCUCCUUCAGAUAUCCAAAUUAGAAUCUAAUACAUUCAAAUUUAAUGGAUUACUAAUUGAAAAUCCCUCCAACUGAACACAUUUCUUUUCUGUAUUUAAAGCAAUUACUGAAUCUGUUUUCUGUCAAAUAAACCAAAUAUGCAUACA